Messenger RNA from Spirometra erinaceieuropaei, 267 nucleotides. The record is from the annotation of a GenBank genome assembly. Lineage: Eukaryota; Metazoa; Platyhelminthes; Cestoda; Diphyllobothriidea; Diphyllobothriidae.
AUGCGGUCGGCGUUGGAAAAUGGAGUCUGGCUAACCCUUUCCCUUAGACGCAUAUAUAUCCUAGUCACGAUUAAAAAGACCAUUGACGCGCAAAUGUAUUGGUCUGAUGAUGAUGAUGAUGAUGAUGAUGAUGAUGAUGAUGAUGAUGAUGAUGAUGAUGAUGAUGAUGAUGAUGAUGAUGAUGAUGAUGAUGAUGAUGAUGAUGAUGAUGAUGAUGAUGAUGAUGAUGAUGAUGAUGAUGAUGAUGAUGAUGAUGAUGCCGACUGA